This is a messenger RNA of Closterium sp. Yama58-4, 1233 nucleotides long. The record is from the annotation of a GenBank genome assembly. Lineage: Eukaryota; Viridiplantae; Streptophyta; Zygnematophyceae; Desmidiales; Closteriaceae.
AUGUUUGGCCUGGCCGGGGCAGGGCACUGGGCAGCAGUCGAAACUUUCAAGGAGUGGCGCAUUCAGCAGCUCAUGGCUGCCCGCAUGGCUGACCGCACAGCCAACUCUCCUGCCUCCCAUGCACACAUGGCAGCAGACACAGGUGCUGGAGAAAUCGCAACCGAUGGGAGGAGUGAAACCACAGCAGGCACAGCAGCUAGUGCAGCCACUGCAGCAUCUUCUUCCCCACCAGAAACCACUGCAGCGCCCCUCUCACAAUCACCACCAGCAGCAGCAGCAGGAACCCAGGCAGGGGCACUGCAGGGGAAGGAGCAGGGCGUGGGGGAGCGCGGCGAGCAGGCAGGGGUGAAGGCGGCAGGGCAGUGGGAGUGGCCCGAAUGGCUUCCUGUGAGGCGGUUAGGCGAGGAGGAGGUGAAGCAGCGGCAGGAGGAGUUCAGACGGAGAGUGGCUGUGGCACAAAGGCUGGAAAUGGCUGGAUCAGGGAGGGAGGGAGGUAUGGGAGGUGCCGAGGGGAGGGAGAAAGGCGGGCGAGGAGGAGGUGAAGCAGCGGCAGGAGGAGUUCAGACGGAGAGUGGCGGCGGCGCAAAGGCUGGAAAUGGCUGGAUCAGGGAGGGAGGGAGGUAUGGGAGGUGCCGAGGGGAGGGAGAAAGGCGGGUGAGGGUUGGCACGGGGAAGGAGCAGGGCGUGGGGGCGCGGGGCGAGCAGGCAGGGCAGUGGGAGUGGCCCGAAUGGCUUCCUGUGAGGCGGUUAGGCGAGGAGGAGGUGAAGCAGCGGCAGGAGGAGUUCAGACGGAGAGUGGCGGCGGCGCAAAGGCUGGAAAUGGCUGGAUCAGGGAGGGAGGGAGGUAUGGGAGGUGCCGAGGGGAGGGAGAAAGGCGGGCGAGGAGGAGGUGAAGCAGCGGCAGGAGGAGUUCAGACGGAGAGUGGCGGCGGCGCAAAGGCUGGAAAUGGCUGGAUCAGGGAGGGAGGGAGGUAUGGGAGGUGCCGAGGGGAGGGAGAAAGGCGGGUGAGGGUUGGCACGGGGAAGGAGCAGGGCGUGGGGGCGCGGGGCGAGCAGGCAGGGCAGUGGGAGUGGCCCGAAUGGCUUCCUGUGAGGCGGUUAGGCGAGGAGGAGGUGAAGCAGCGACAGGAGGAGUUCAGACGGAGAGUGGCGGCGGCGCAAAGGCUGGAAAUGGCUGGAUCAGGGAGGGAGGGAGGUAUGGGAGGUGCCGAGGGGAGGGAGAAAGGCGGGUGA